AUGCCCGCGUCAUCCCCAAGCAAAGUCGUUAAUGUUGGACUCAUCGGCUGCGGCGAGGUCGCUCAGGUUGUCUACAUUCCCACGUUGUCCUUCAUGAGCGACUGGUUUCGAGUCACCUAUCUUUGUGACAUCUCUCCAGCUUCACUCGAGCACUGCGCGGCCAAGCUCAACAAUGUACCGGCCAUCACCAGCGACCCCACCGAGCUUUGCAGUUCUGACCAGGUUGAUGUUGUGGUAGUAGUUAGCUCUGACGAGUAUCACGCUUCCCACGCCAUCUUGGCUCUUGAACAUGAUAAGCACGUUCUCGUAGAGAAACCUGUAGCACUCACGAAGCGAGAUGUCCUGGCUAUCGCAGAGGUUAAGAAGCGCAGCAGGGGGAGAGCCAUGGUUGCGUAUAUGAGGCGAUAUGCUGCUCCGUUUGAGGAUGCAGUUCGGGAAAUUGGAGGCAUGGACAAGAUCCUGUACGCGCGAGUGCGAGACAUUAUCGGGCCCAACGCCCACUUUGUGAAUCAAUCUGGGACUUUCCCCAAACGAUUUGCCGACUUUUCUGCUGCCGACACCGCAGACAAGGACUCGCGAGCGAAAGAAAUGGCGGAGACUGCCCUCAAAGACGACUGCGGCGGCGUUCCUCGAUCUCCUGAAUCUACUCUCAUGUGGCGCAUCUUUAGUGGUCUCGGUUCUCACGACCUUUCCAUUAUGAGGGAAGCUCUUGGAAUGCCUGAAAAUGUCGUCGGCUCUUCUCUUGGGUUUCCCUUCUGGAACGUCUUGUAUAAAUACCGAACCUUUACAGUUUCAUACGAGUCGGGAAUCGACAAUGUUCCUCGCUUUGAUGCCCAUCUGGAAGUAUAUGGUACCGAAAAGACGGUCAAGAUUCAAUACGAUACGCCAUACGUCAAAGGCUUACCAGUGAUUAUGCACAUUGCUGAGAACGCAGAUGGAGUUUAUAAAGAAACCACCAUUCGGAAGUCUUAUGAGGAUCCGUAUACCCUAGAGCUGAAAACGCUUUGGGAAAUGGUUGUGAACGGAAAGCAGCCGAAGACAACAGUAGAAGAUGCUUUGCAGGACCUUGAGAUUUUUGCGAUGGCCAUGCGUCACGGAUAUGGUGUAGGGUACUAG
Molecule: messenger RNA, 1116 nt
Organism: Aspergillus affinis
Lineage: Eukaryota; Fungi; Ascomycota; Eurotiomycetes; Eurotiales; Aspergillaceae
Product: Gfo/Idh/MocA family protein
Exons: 3
Coding region: 1-1116 (371 amino acids)
Biological process (GO): NADPH regeneration
Cellular component (GO): cytoplasm
Molecular function (GO): oxidoreductase activity; nucleotide binding
Source: RefSeq, a predicted model, not a curated record